CCUUCCCCCCCCUCCCCCGCACACGACAAGCGGGGUACCGGGGCUGUCCGCGUGGCGCCAGCCCAGCGCGAGUUGAGAUUCAGGUCCCCGCCUCUCGCCCACAGCGCUGGUGGGUGGGUGGGGGGCGCUCUCAGGUGAUCUCAGCUCCCGUCCUCCUACCACAGCAGCGACAACAUAAUAAACCACGCGCGCACGGCUAUGGCCGGCCGCCUGAAAGCGUGGUUCUGGAGCGAGAGCUUCUGGCUGCCGCACAACGUGAGCUGGGAGGACCUUCGCAACAGCGAGGCGGUCACCUUCCCGCAGGCGAGCGACCUUUACCUGGCAUUCCCGCUAGCGCUGGCUAUCUUCGUGGUCCGACAGCUGUUUGAGAGGUUCGUUGCGAAGCCGUUUGCGAUCUACUUGAAUAUCCAAGCACGCAGGUUCACGACAGCUGUUCCACACGCAGCUUUAGAGAACAUUUUCAAGACCGUGACCAAGCGCCCCGAUUCUGCACGUAUCAAGGGUUAUUCAAAACAACUUGACCUGGAUGUGCGCACUAUUGAGCACUGGUUUCGGCAGAGACGGAACCAGGAGAAGCCAAGUCUCGUCACCAAAUUCAGUGAAAGCUUGUGGAGGUUCUGUUUUUACUUUGGAAUAUUCUGUUUUGGUCUUCAGUACCUUUGGAAGACUCCAUGGCUGUGGGACACAAAACACUGUUGGUAUAACUACCCUUACCAGCCGCUGACUGCAGGGCUGUUCUGGUACUACAUCGUCGAGCUUGCCUUUUACUGGUCACUCAUGUUCUCCCAGUUUGUGGACAUUAAGAGGAAGGACUUUGUCAUCAUGCUGGUGCAUCACCUGGCCACCGUGUCGCUCGUGUCCUUCUCCUACGUCACCAACAUGGUGCGCGUCGGCACCCUCGUCCUGUGCCUGCACGACGCCGCCGACUUCCUCCUCGAGACAGCAAAAAUGGCCAACUAUGCCAAGUUUCAGAAGCUCUGUGAUACGAUGUUUGCACUCUUUGGACUGGUAUUCAUCAGCACUCGGUUGGUCUUGUAUCCUCUCUGGAUCUUGAACAGCACCAUGUUUGAAAGCUGGGAGAUUGUUGGCCCUUACCCAUCGUGGUGGGUGUUUAAUCCCCUUCUCCUCUUACUACAAGUGCUUCACGCCAUCUGGUCCUACCUCAUCUUCUGCAUUGCCUUCAAGGCAUUUGCUAAAGGAAAGGUUUCCAAAGAUGAACGCAGCGACGUCGAGAGCAGUUCUGAAGAUGAAAUAAGUGAACAGGAAGAGCUGUGCAAGAAAGCGCCUUACAAUACAAAUACCACCAAUGGACACUUGAAAAAUUAAAAGCUAUACCAUUUGAACAAAACCCGAGAAAAGAUGCAACUUCCACAUAACCCCUGCAAUAUUCUACACUUAAAAAUGGUUUAAUGGAGUAUAUAUUAAUUCGCACUGCACUUCUUUUUAAAGGAUGUUCAGAUUGGACAUCUAAGUUUAUAUUACCUCGUGCUUUUAACUUUUAAUACUCUAGGGUGUUGUCCUUUCUACAAUAACAUUGUGACAACCAGGGUCAACUUUUAUUUAUAAUUUAGUUUUCAUUUUCUGAAGAAUUUUACAUAUCUACAAAAUGUACAUUUAAAAUUGUGUGGAGAAAUGGUGCUUGUAUUGGAAGCACAUUUUAAAGGUAUAAUAUUGCAGACCUGUAAGUUUCAGAUGUUGGUCAUGGGUUUAAAAUAUGCCAACUUCGGAUAUAAAUCAACUUUUCAUAAAAUUUAACCAGCAAAAGAUAGCACCUUUUUGCGCGUGUAAUUUUGUUGACAGAUUGUUCGGAGUGUGAUAUUCUGAACAGCUCCAUUAUAUAUGUGCAAAUAACCAUUUCAAAACAUUUUAACGGAAAACAGGAAUCCUAUAAAAUUGUUAAAAUGCCGCACUAAUUUCACCCAUCCACAUGGUAACUAUUUUAAAGUCAACUUGUUUCAUUUGACAUUUAACAUCUUAAUAAUGCAUUGUUGUAGGGAACAUUUUCCCAAAUGUACAACCAUGAAUAGAAAUGUUUCUAUUUACGAUAUAAAUUCCAUCAGUAUAUUAUUUUAGUAUCAGCAUGUAAUAAGCAUGCAUUUGAGUUUAGAAUGUAAUUGAAAGAUGCACUCAAGAUAACACCACUUCACAUUUUGAAAAGCACGAAGGACAAAGUUAAAAACAGAUUGACGUCUUUUGAGACCGUGUAUCUUAUGCAAGAUAAAUAUUGGUUUAUUCAGCCAGGCAGGCUUGAGUGGCAACUACACGCCACUUUUGUAUGGUAAUGUUCAGUCCACCAAAAAUGUAGAUGUGACCGUGCCAAAAUGUAAUUGGCAUUAAAAACACCAUCCUGAUGAAUGUACUCAGGAGUGUCUUCAGGUAACUGGUCCCAACUUAGAAGUUAAUGAUCACAUGCAACUGUAGAAAUACCUGGCUGUGGAAGGUGCGGAAUACUAAACGAUGUCAGUAGAUGUAUUUUGCACUUCCCUAAAUUCAUUUUAAAGUUUCACAUUUUUUGUAAAAUGUGCUUGUGUGGACAGACGUACAGCCUAACCAGAAGUGAAAUGCCUGCAAGAUAUCCCAAUUGAAUAUUAGAGUACCGAUUGCCCAUAUUUAAGUGGAUGGAAGUGAUUCAAAUUUUGAUAUGAAACCGAUUCAAUGAAGGCCUGUUAAAUUGCCACAUGCAUUUUUUACAAGUGGUAAAAUAUAUUAGCCUAUAAGCAUUGGGAUCAAAGGACCACUUUUCAUUAGCAUUGACUUCCAACAGCUUUGUAACAUUUGUUGAUCCAAAUAAGUUUUAUAUGAAAAUAUUCAGGCCAAAUUGAAGAUUUAAUUGCAUGCAUCUGCUUUGCCAAUUCUAAUAGCUAAAUUUUAUUAAAAUGGAUGUGGGCGAAAUAUAGCACUCCAGAUUCUCAUGGUAACACCAAAAUAUGGAAAUACAAUUUCAGAGUAACUUAGCCAGAAAUUAGUUUAAAUCACUUUUUAAAAUGUCACCCAUUUAUAUCAAUACUUGAAACCCAUAUGUGAAGCUUCAGUUUUAAAAUACAAGGUGGCUCAGAGUUUUGCUUUAGUUCAUUACACCUUUUCUAAACACAUUGAAACUGACAAUAUUAAGGGAAGUCAGAAUAUAAAGUUUGCAUUUAGUCAGUGAAAUCUUAAGCUCAAUUCUGGAAUUCUUUAUUCAGAUGGUUCAAAAAGGUAGUUAAGGAUUCUGUGAUGGACAUUUGGCCAAUACUUUAUUAAGCAUACACAUUUGAGUUAUGUCACGAUGUUGGUCAGCAAAAGUGUAAUUUUGCUCAGAAAUCGUGGACGAGUCAAAUUAAUCCAGAUUGAUCAUUUAAAUUGGUUGAAACAUUACAAUAAUUAUCACCACAAAAUUGCAGGUAACUGAUGUCACUCAUAGUGCAAGUGGAAGUUUUACUGCUGGUAAAUAGUUAAUGUCACCUAACAUGAACAAAAAAACAAAAUCUACUCCAGACGUAAGAAAUAAUUUCAAGGACAAUGAUUGUUUUUUUCAUGGCUUUAUAUGGCCUGAGAAAUGCACUGAGUUCUCCUACACGUUAGUUGACAAGUGAAGUUUUGACUUUUUGCACGUUUUACCAAUUUGGGAAUUCACAAAC
Molecule: messenger RNA, 3617 nt
Organism: Petromyzon marinus (sea lamprey)
Lineage: Eukaryota; Metazoa; Chordata; Hyperoartia; Petromyzontiformes; Petromyzontidae
Product: ceramide synthase 6-like
Biological process (GO): regulation of DNA-templated transcription; ceramide biosynthetic process
Cellular component (GO): membrane
Molecular function (GO): DNA-binding transcription factor activity, RNA polymerase II-specific; DNA binding; sphingosine N-acyltransferase activity
Source: RefSeq, a predicted model, not a curated record